GUAUCUCCCUGCCUGCCAGUGUUGUCCCGGUUGUUGUUCAACAGUGACUCUGACCUGCUGGCAGAUGCCUGCUGGGCUCUUUCCUACUUAUCCGAUGGUCCCAACGAGAAAAUUCAAGCAGUUAUUGACUCGGGGGUGUGUCGGCGACUGGUGGAGCUGUUAAUGCACAAUGACUACAAAGUGGCCUCCCCAGCUUUGCGAGCGGUCGGCAACAUCGUGACGGGGGACGACAUCCAGACCCAGGUCAUUCUGAACUGCUCAGCCUUGCCUUGUCUCCUUCACUUGUUGAGUAGUCCCAAGGAGUCCAUCCGGAAAGAGGCCUGCUGGACUAUAUCCAACAUCACGGCCGGAAACAGGGCACAGAUACAGGCAGUCAUCGAUGCCAACAUCUUCCCGGUGCUGAUAGAGAUCCUGCAGAAGGCAGAAUUCCGCAUGAGGAAAGAGGCAGCGUGGGCUAUCACCAACGCGACGUCGGGAGGAACUCUGGAACAGAUCAGGUACCUGGUCAACCUGGGGUGCAUCAAGCCCCUGUGCGACCUGCUGACCGUCAUGGACUCCAAGAUCGUUCAGAUGGCGUUGAACGGGCUGGAGAACAUCCUGAGGCUGGGAGAGCAGGAAGCCAACCAGAGCGGGACGGGCAUCAACCCCUACUGCAGCCUGAUUGAGGAGGCCUAUGGUUUGGAUAAGAUAGAGUUCCUACAGAGCCACGAGAACCAGGAGAUCUACCAGAAGGCCUUUGACCUGAUCGAGCACUACUUCGGAGUUGAGGAUGACUCCGCUCUCGCUCCCCAGGUCGAUGAGAACCAGCAGCAAUUCAUCUUCCAGCAACCUGAGGCCCCCAUGGAAGGUUUCCAGCUAUAA
Eurypyga helias (sunbittern) is the source of this 861-nucleotide messenger RNA. Its product is annotated as importin subunit alpha-7. NCBI's taxonomy places the organism in Eukaryota, Metazoa, Chordata, Aves, Eurypygiformes, Eurypygidae. Gene Ontology annotation, cellular component: nucleoplasm; nucleus. Gene Ontology annotation, molecular function: nuclear import signal receptor activity; protein binding. The annotation marks the transcript as partial. The record is from RefSeq and is a predicted model, not a curated record. The transcript is spliced from 6 exons. Gene Ontology annotation, biological process: NLS-bearing protein import into nucleus.